UGCCACGCAGAGGGAACACAGUAAAAUGCCAGCUUAACUAGGACCGGUGGGCAGCAAUACCAUGGAGCAGCAGCAGCUCUGGGAGCUCCUGCCGGAGUGGGAAGUGGGUCCUCCCACUGCCCUCGCCCUGCUCUGCGGCUCAGUCGCAGCCCUGGCUGUCUGGAGGUGGCUGGGCGAGCGGCAGAUCCAACAGAAAAUGGAAGAGGCUCGGAGGAGCCGGGAUCAGGGUGUGAAAAGGAUGGAGAAGGCUGUUCAGCGGUUCCAAGAACAGGUCUCCCACGUCCAGAGCACUGACAUCUUGUCCCUGCCCCUGGUCGAGCUCGCCAGGAGACUGCGGGAAGGGUCUCUGUCCCCUGAGACGGUCCUCUACACCUACAUAGAGAAGGCCCUGGAAGUGACCCAGCAGACAAACUGCUUACGACAUUUUAUUCCGGAGUGUGAGGAGCUACUCCAGGAAAUACAACGACGAAAGGAGAAAGGGCUGCUCUACGGCAUUCCGGUCAGCAUCAAGGAUCACAUUGGCCACAAGGGACAUCUGUCAACCUGUGGCCUUGUGCAGUUCUUGAAUGCCCCAAUGCAAGAGGACAGCGUCCUAGUCAAGGUUUUGAAGAAACAGGGGGCCAUCCCAUUUGCAUUUACCAACGUGCCGCAAUCUCUCUUCAGCUACGACUGCAGCAAUGCCAUCUUCGGCCAGACGCUGAACCCUCUCAACCACAAGAAGAGCCCCGGAGGCUCCUCCGGUGGGGAGGGAGCCCUGAUCGCAGGGGGAGGCUCCAUCCUGGGCUUUGGGUCGGACAUUGGUGGCAGCAUCCGCCUGCCAUCCAGCUUCUGCGGGCUGUGCGGCCUUAAGCCCACGGGCGACAGGCUCAGCCUGUCUGGAGCAAGUGGCCCAGUCAACGGGAUCCUGGCAGUUCCCUGUGUACUGGGGCCGAUGGCAAGGGACGUGGACAGCCUGGCCUUGUGCAUGAAAGCGCUGCUCUGCAAGGAGAUGUUCCAGCUGGACCCCACUGUGCCCCCCAUCCCCUUCAAUGAGGAGGUGUAUUUAAGCUCUGCUCCCCUCCGGAUCGGGUACUAUGACACUGAUGGCUACUUCCCACUCCCUCCCUGCAUGAGACGGGCAGUGCACGAAACCAAGGAUGCUCUGCAGGCAGCUGGGCAUGAGUUGGUGCCCUUUGCUCCACCUCGGAUCCACUAUGUCAUGACCGAACUGUUUUUGAAGACAUUUUUUGCUGACGGAGGCAAAGCUUUUUUGGAUCUGUUCACGGGAGAUAUUGUAGAUCCAGGCUUGAAACCACAGGUGAAUUGCUACAGGAUCCCAACACUGGGGAAGAAGCUGCUGGCUCUGAUUCUUAAACCUCUGUUUCCCCGCCUGGCUGACUACCUGAGGGCCUUGUGUGGAACAAGGUCAGCAAGUAAGAUGUGGAACCAUCAGCAUCAAAUAAUGGCGUACCGCACGGAGUUCAUCGCCAGCUGGAGGGAUCUCAGGCUGGACGUCCUGCUUUGCCCUGUCCUGGGCCCGGCUUUCAACACUGGGUACCCUGGGAAGCUCCUCACUGCCAUCUCCUCCACGAUGUUGUACAACGUCUUGAACUUCCCCGCUGGCGUCGUACCUGUCAGCAGAGUGACGGAAGCUGAUGAAGAAGAGCUGAAGCUUUAUGAAGGCUACUGUGACGACCCCUGGGACAGGACACUGAAGCAGGCCGUGCGAGGAGCUGUGGGGCUGCCCGUGGCCGUGCAGUGCGUGGCCCUGCCGUGGCAGGAGGAGCUCUGCCUGCGCUUCAUGAAGGAGGUGGAGACACUUCGCCGGGAGAAGACAGCAAUGUAGCCUCUCCA
Molecule: messenger RNA, 1833 nt
Organism: Nothoprocta perdicaria
Lineage: Eukaryota; Metazoa; Chordata; Aves; Tinamiformes; Tinamidae
Product: vitamin D3 hydroxylase-associated protein-like
Exons: 16
Coding region: 62-1825 (587 amino acids)
Biological process (GO): fatty acid catabolic process
Molecular function (GO): fatty acid amide hydrolase activity; amidase activity
Source: RefSeq, a predicted model, not a curated record